AUGCCACCGCCGCCGCUGCUCCUGCUGCUGCUUUUCGUGGCCGUGCUCCCGUCUUUCGCGCCGGGCACGGCGCAGUUCCCCUGCAUCGACUCCCACGAAGGGAACUUCUCCAGGUUGGAGUUCCUCCGUCGAGCGGCAAUGCUUCGCAAGGCGAGCCUGCAGGCCACGCAGACCGGUGUCCAGCUCCCUGUCCGUUGGAGCAGCGCCGGCUACCUCGUGGACCUCGCCAUCGGCACCCCGCCCCUCGUCUUCUCGGCCAUGCUCGACACCGGUAGCGACCUGGUUUGGACCCAGUGCUUCUCUCAGCCCUCCGAGUCUCUCACCUACGCCGCUCUCCCCUGCACCAGUCCCCAGUGCCAGACUCUCCCUCGCUUCUCCUGCUCUCCUGAUUGCCACUACAGCUACUCCUACGGCGAUACUUCGUACACCAAAGGUGUUCUCGGCACCGAGACCUUCACCUUCGGCGCAGCCGAUCCGGUGGCGGUCACCGGCAUCGCCUUCGGGUGCAGCACCGUGAGCGAGGUUGGAGCGGAGAACUCACCCUUCUUCUCUAACUCUGCCGGGAUCCUGGGAAUGGCGAGGGGGCCAUUGUCACUGGUGUCCCAGCUCGGUGAAGAAAGAUUCUCCUAUUGCUUCGCUUCUGACGACACAACCACCGCUCUGCUCUUUGGCUCUUCGGCAAAUCCGAGCCCACAGGCUUCUUCCACGCCGUUCGUCAACGUCCCUUCUCCCCUAUACUACCUCUCCUUGCAAGGGAUCUCGGUUGGUGCAACCCUCUUACCGAUACCGAACACAACCCUUGCGCUCCAAUCGAACGGGACCGGCGGCUUGGUCAUUGAUUCCGGCACCACCUUUACCCUGUUGACGGAUCCCGCUCACGCGAUGUUGAAGCAAGCGCUUGUGUCUCAGAUCGAUCUACCGGUGGCGACCGUGGCCGGGUAUGAUCUCUGCUUCUCCUUGCCACCGGAUGCAAGUGGGGUGGCAGUGCCGAUCUUGGUUUUCCAUUUCGAUGGCGCUGAUAUGGACUUCCCGGCGGCGAACUACUUCGUUGUGAAUUCCAGUGCUGGAUUGUUGUGCUUGGCAAUCUUCGGGUCUCCGUUCAACCUCUCCAUCUUGGGCAACUUCCAGCAGCAGAACAUGCAUCUCGUCUAUGACCUCGCCGGUGGAAAGCUGUCGUUCGAGCCUGCGAACUGUAGUGAUCGGUCUCUUGUCGAUGUAGUAACAAAAAGGUGA
This is a messenger RNA of Musa acuminata AAA Group (dessert banana), 1233 nucleotides long. RefSeq names its product aspartic proteinase nepenthesin-1-like. Bases 1 to 1233 code for a protein of 410 amino acids. Gene Ontology annotation, molecular function: aspartic-type endopeptidase activity. NCBI's taxonomy places the organism in Eukaryota, Viridiplantae, Streptophyta, Magnoliopsida, Zingiberales, Musaceae. Gene Ontology annotation, biological process: proteolysis. The record is from RefSeq and is a predicted model, not a curated record. Gene Ontology annotation, cellular component: extracellular region. The transcript has a single exon.